GAUUAUUUUAUGUUGUUUUAGGACACAGCAGGUCAGGAGAGAUAUAGAACGAUUACCACAGCCUAUUACCGAGGUGCAAUGGGUUUCAUUUUAAUGUACGAUAUCACAAAUGAAGAAUCCUUCAAUGCUGUACAAGACUGGUCAACUCAAAUCAAAACAUACUCUUGGGAUAAUGCCCAGGUUAUUUUGGUCGGUAACAAAUGUGACAUGGAGGACGAACGGAUAAUCCCUACUGAGAGAGGCAAACAUUUAGCAGAGCAACUUGGUUUUGAAUUUUUUGAAACAAGUGCCAAGGACAACAUAAAUGUCAAGCAGACAUUUGAGCGGCUCGUGGAUAUCAUCUGCGACAAAAUGUCAGAAAGUCUGGAAACAGAUCCUGCCAUUGCUACUGGAAAACAGAAUACAAGACUAAAGGACACCCCUCCACCACAGCAACCCAACUGUGGCUGUUAAUACAGUGAUUGACAAAGGCAGCUCCAGUGUGUUCUAUUGCCAACAGAGUAUUUAUGAAUGGUCUAUAAGCCUUUAUUUAUACUGUCUUCUUAAUUUAUUUGGGGGAAAUUUAUGUUAGCACCUGGUACGGUAUGUGUAAACAACUGUAUAGAGAUGUUAUCAUUAGUCUGUAAGGACUACCCAUUUCUCACCAUCUGGCCUUUGCAUGUGGAUGGCUUCCCGUUUGUCUUUUCUUUUUACUCUUUGUACAUUACACUUACUGAAGCUGAAGCUGGUGCUGUGACCUCAGACCAGUUUGCCUAUAUCUGACUUUUGUUUCAUUGGUUUUAAAUUACACAAUUUUCUCCUUAAGGUGUAAUGACCAGGUACUUGGGAAUAAGCUUUCUGGUGUCAUUUAUAGUUUACAUAACACACUGUUGAAUUAACUCACCAAUGUUAAAAUAUCACUCAAAUAUAGGGAGCUUAUCACUGUUCUCUCCAGACCACUUGUUCGUGGCAUACUUCCUAGAGGGUAAUACUGCAGCGCAUCCAUGGCCACCUAGGGAAUUCACUGCUGCCUCUGUGCUAUGCAUCACAACCACUCAGAAAUGCAAAGAAACAGCAGACUCCAAACUGCCUUGAUCCAAAAACAGGUCCUAGCAUUUGGUAUAGGAAACAUUUAUAUUAACUGCUGGCCAGGAUAUGGGAUAUGUCUCAGAUCCAGGAAGUUAUUUAGGCACUUGCCAUCGAAAUCAUGAGUUAGACAUCCAAAUUCUUAUGUGGAUCUGGGCUUACAUUGCACUUCCAUCCAUUUGAUAUGCACUGGAUGGAUUUGCUCCAACAGAUGGGAGUUGAUAGUUACCUCCUCUGGAUUUUAUUUGCUUUUUAGACAAUGAAUACCAUCUCUUGUUGUUAUCCCAGAAAAGCCAAAUCCACUGUGUUCAGUUAUUCAGAGCCAUAAAAUGUUUAACCACAUUGCAAUAGAAGCUGUAGUGUGUAGGUCUUCAGGAAUUUCAUCUUUCAUUUUGUUCUUAAAAACAGAUGAUCUAUGUGAAUUUUGUAGUCUGAGGAAACCCCAAUGAACAGACUGUAAAGGCCGCUUUCUCUCCUCAAAUAUUUCUGUAGAAGCCCAGCUGAAGGUAGUGAGAUUUGUUUUUGAAGUGAAAAUUAGACAUUCCACUAAAAAAAGAAUUUGGAUGGGACUUGCCUGUGGGAGCUGAGCAGUGAUUUUUGGUGACAGCACAAUCAGCAGUUCACACAGAUCCUGGACCUAUGAACAAAUUACAGUGACUUAAAAGGUUGUAAGUUCUUACCAUGGAGUAACUGUUUAUCUGUCCACUCUUAUCUCAAGGUUAACUGAGCGCUAAAUCACAAAAAUCCUUGUUUUACUGAAGGCUAAGCUGCUCUGGUUUAGCUUUCACUUACUUAACAUGAGGUAAGAACAGGUACCUAGACAGUUGACUUGGAACAAUUGUACAGCCCAUCUCCUUUAACUCUCUGUAAUUUGUUUGUCUAUACACAGUUUUUUGAAAAUUGAGAAGGAAUAAAUUCCCCAGUAAUUUCUUUAACUAGACUGUGCAGAAGACUUGCAAAAUUGAUGGAAGGUUGCGAAGAUAAUAGAAUAAUGUCCACAGAUUUUAAUUUUUUUAAGCAUUAAAAAUGGUCAUUUCUUACAAUGUUAAUAAACUCUCACUCUACUAAUUGGUGGCAAUUUCUCACAUCAGUGUCCUGCGGUACUUUGUACAGCUUUUUCUGGGCCGCUAUAAUAGUUUUCAAGUAAAUGGUAUUAUUGAGGAGACAUUAACUUGUUAUUGUUCUUAAUUAUUUCAGCUUUAAUACAAGGCUGACAUUUUACUAAAUACAUGCAACCAAAAAAAAAAAAAAAAAGAAA
Messenger RNA from Gavialis gangeticus (Gharial), 2323 nucleotides. Its product is annotated as ras-related protein Rab-3C-like. The record is from RefSeq and is a predicted model, not a curated record. Gene Ontology annotation, biological process: protein localization to plasma membrane; regulation of exocytosis; protein secretion. Bases 79 to 453 code for a protein of 124 amino acids. The transcript has 3 exons. Lineage: Eukaryota; Metazoa; Chordata; Crocodylia; Gavialidae. Gene Ontology annotation, cellular component: endosome; synaptic vesicle; plasma membrane. Gene Ontology annotation, molecular function: GTP binding; GTPase activity.